AAUACCGAUAAAAAGAGUUCAGGUUAAAAGGGGUUAGGUUACAACUAGACCAGGAUGUCCACGGAACCUUUCUUUGUUAGGUUAUGCGGAACCAUUUUGUUGUUUAGAGUUUUGGGGAAAGGAUGUGUGGCAUAUGCAUUACUUUUCAUUAGACCUUCACAGUCAGUUCCAACCCUUCAGAGUUUCAGGUGCAUCUCUAGACUCAGGCGUUUGAGUCCUCACAUUGCAUCAGGCGUUUCCAUCCACGAGGUUGACAAACCCUAGAACUUUAAUAAUGCAUAUUUUUAUUAGAGGAGUUUGGUUAUGUUACUAGUCUAAUUUUAGAUGAAUGCACUGAAAUUGCUAGCUGCUUAUUCUCAUUCAUUUUGCAGCUUCAGAUAUCCUCUGUUGCAAGUAGUUAAAUGAUACAUGGCUCAUACGAUUAGCUUAGUUAAACACAGGGCAAAGAAUUUCAACGUUUCACUAGUAUAAUAUGAACUUUUAAGUUGCGUAUUGCUGAGUGUAAAACUGAAUCAGUAUGGGUGAAUUCAGAAUUUAGAGGACUACAAAUGUAACGUGGAAGAUACUUGGAUAAACACGGUCACAUAGUCGAGACUUGAUAGGUCACGAUCUGAGGCGAGAGAUUCUUACGCUGGCUCAACACUGUACGCUUCCAAAUGUGCUUAGCAACAGGCAACCCUCCCAGUGAGAACUCGGGGUAAAAUUUCAUUUCUCAGUGUCUUAAAAUAUUUGCAGUCGCUAAUGACUAAUGACUAACAUUCUUCUUUGUUCGUCUCUACUCCAAGUAACAAUAUGCCACAGCCUCUAUUUGUGGCUCUUUCCUGUGGGGACGGUUUAGAGUCAGAUUCUUAAGCCCUUGUCGUGCCAUCUUCUGCCGAAAAGUGUUCCUGGCGGUGUGUGAGGGAGCUGCGACAUUUCUCGACAGAGCCUGCUGCACCGCCGGCCGUCCUAAGUGAAGUUGCUAUCUUCUACUCCUCUUCUUUCCCCGCCCCCUCUGAAGCUGUAAGACUUGAUCCCGACUUAGGCUGGGUUGUCACCUGCAGCUCACCCGCCGGCUUGGCCCGGAGCAAGAAGCUUGUGCGUCACAGGUAUCGUGAGGCCACACCCCACACCCCGCGGAGGUUUCUCGCCCAUCGCCGUGCCCUGUGGCCAGCUCAUUUGGAUUGCUUGAUGCGGCCCUGUGCACUGUAUCUCUGGAGGCCACGGGGAACCGUUUUACCCAGAAAAGCAGCACAAGCUUGUCCGUCCAAGAGAAGAAGUCACUUUUAUUAUGUCGCCUUCUGCCUUCAAUCAAGACCAUGGUUUCUUGAAUAUGGACUUUCAAAGUCAAGAGAAAAAGGAAAGUGGUAGACGUCGCAUGUGGGGCUUAAGCAGGGCAGGAAUCCAGAGUCGCUCCUCUUUCUGUUCUGACCUUCUGCUGCCCCUGGACGCUCCAGUCACCAGUGUCCCUGGUCCCGUGGUGGCUUCUGCGGGCCGGUCCCCUAAGAACAGCCGCCAGGAGGUGAUCACCAUGUUUUGCGCGAAGCUGAAGGACCUGCAGAUCACGGGGGACUGCCCCUUCUCGCUGCUGGCCCCUGGCCAGGUCCCCGAAGAGCCCGCGGGCCAGGCCCCCGAAGAGCCCGCGGGCCAGGCGGCAGGGGGCGGGCCCGCAGCUCCGCCCGGAGGGCAGGGCCCCUGUCCCGGCGACCCCGGGAAGAAGCCGCCCGGAGGGCUUCCUCAGAGGAAAAGCAGCCGUAGCCGCGUCUACCUGCACACUUUGGCAGAGAGUAUUUGCAAACUGAUUUUCCCGGAGUUUGAGCGGCUGAACCUUGCCCUUCAGAGAACACUGGCAAAACACAAAAUAAAGGAAAGCAGGAAAUCUUUGGAAAGAGAAGACUUUGAAAAAAUAAUGGCAGACCAAGCGAUUGCAGCAGGAGUCCCAGUGGAGAUCAUCAGAGAAUCUCUCGGUGAGGAGCUUUUUAAAAUAUGCUAUGAAGAAGACGAAUACAUCCUAGGUGUGGUCGGAGGAACCCUGAAAGACUUUUUAAAUAGCUUCAGCACCCUUCUGAGACAAAGCAGCCACUGCCAGGAGGCAGAAAAGAAGGGCAGGUUUGAGGACGCGUCCAUCCUAUGCCUGGAUAAAGAUCCCGAUUUCUUAAAUGUUUACUAUUUCUUCCCCAAGAGGAUCACUUCCCUGAUUCUCCCCGGCAUCGUUAAGGCAGCUGCUCGCAUCUUGUACGAGACCGAAGUGGAGGUGUCCUCGACGCCCCCCUGCUUCCACCAGCACUGCAGCGAGUUCAUGGACCAGCCCUGCCUGCUCUACUCCGUCCACGUCAAGAGCCCCCGACCGGCCCCAGCCCCGGGGAAGCCCCCGUCCUCGCUGGUGAUUCCCGCGUCGCUCUUCUGCAAGACCUUCCCCUUCCAUUUCAUGCUGGACCGAGACAUGAGCAUCCUGCAGGUGGGCAACGGUAUCAGGAGGCUGAUGAGCAGGAGAGACGUGCAAGCGAAGCCUCACUUCGACGAGUACUUCGAGGUUCUCACUCCCAAAAUCAGCCAGACGUUCAGCGGAAUCAUGACCAUGUUGAACAUGCAGUUUGUGGUCCGCGUGAGGAGGUGGGACAACGCCGUGAAGAAAUCUUCCAGGGUGAUGGACCUCAAGGGCCAGAUGAUCUACGUGGUGGAGUCCAGCGCCAUCCUGUUCCUGGGCUCGCCCUGCGUGGACAGACUGGAGGACUUCACGGGCCGGGGGCUCUACCUCUCGGACAUCCCCAUCCACAACGCGCUGCGGGACGUGGUCCUGAUCGGAGAGCAGGCCAGGGCGCAGGACGGCCUGAAGAAGAGGCUGGGCAAGCUCAAGGGCACGCUGGAGCAGGCCCACCAGGCCCUGGAGGAGGAGAAGCGGAAGACGGUGGACCUCCUGUGCUCCAUCUUCCCCUGCGAGGUGGCGCGGCAGCUGUGGCAGGGCCGGGCCGUGCAGGCCAAGCGGUUCGGCGACGUCACCAUGCUCUUCUCGGACGUCGUGGGCUUCACGGCCAUCUGCUCUCAGUGCUCCCCGCUGCAGGUCGUCACCAUGCUCAACGCGCUCUACACCCGCUUCGACCAGCAGUGCGGGGAGCUGGACGUCUACAAGGUGGAGACCAUCGGCGAUGCAUACUGUGUGGCUGGGGGCUUGCACAAAGAGAGUGACACCCACGCUGUUCGGAUCGCACUGAUGGCCCUGAAGAUGAUGGAGCUCUCUGACGAAGUGGUGUCUCCCCACGGAGAGCCCAUCAAGAUGCGCAUUGGACUGCAUUCUGGGUCGGUUUUCGCCGGAGUUGUCGGAGUUAAGAUGCCCCGUUACUGCCUUUUUGGAAAUAAUGUCACCUUGGCUAACAAGUUCGAGUCCUGCAGUGUCCCCCGGAAAAUCAACGUCAGCCCUACCACCUACAGAUUACUCAAAGACUGUCCUGGUUUUGUGUUUACACCUCGAUCAAGGGAGGAACUCCCACCAAACUUUCCUAGUGACAUUCCUGGAAUCUGUCAUUUUCUGGAAGCUUAUCAACAAGGAGCAACGUCAAGGCCAUGGUUCCAGAAGAAAGAUGUUGAGGAAGCCAAUGCCAAUUUUUUAGGCAAAGCAUCGGGAAUAGAUUAGCCCAAUAUACACCCAAUUGUUAGUCUUUGGGCUGGAGUCCUUGGAGCGUGUGGACCUUCUGAGAGCACACUGGCAGCGAGCUCAGGAGCAGUAAUAACAUUUGGGGAGCUAAGUCACCAUCUGCUUUUCCUUCCACUUAACAUGACAAAAAUGUAUUCACCUCAAUAUUCAACUCUUCAGUGAGAAAGAAAGAGAGAGAGGAGAGAGAAAGAAAGAAGGAAAGAAAGAAGCCUCAAAAAGCGACUUUGGGGGAAUAUUUCUGAUAUAUAAGAAUAGCUUAUAACCUGUAUUCAGAACUCAGCGCCUUGUUCAGAUAUUGGGUGAUUGUAGUGACCUGUACAGCCUGGUGGCGUCGCCUGCCUUAUGCCCGGGCCAAACUCCCUGGUUAUCAAAGCGCUUCUCAUAGUGUUGGUUGCCUUAAAAGUGCUUUUUGAAUAGAAACCGUGGUCUUUGAUACCCUAAGCUCUUUGAACCUUUCAAGUCUGCAUUUUGUUACAUUUCCUCAUUUAACUGUUAGCAUACAUAACGAAAUAGAUUGAGGCUUUCUUCUGUUGCACUUUUUUCUUUUUCUUUUUUUAGAGGAAAUAAGCCAUUAUGGGUUAGAUGCAAUAUGAAUCUAAAGUAGUUCUGUAAAUAUCAAAGAUGAUUUUAUAAAAGUAUUCUCCACAACAUAAUGUGUCGUAACAAUAAAUAUUUCCUUUUUUGACAUUUUAAAAAGUCUAUAUAUGGGAAAGGCUAUUUUAAUUCAUAAGAGCAAUUUCAUUUCUAUUAAUUAAUUUUUGUGUCAUAAUCUUCAGGAUAAAAGAGGGUUACGGCCUACAUUAAAAUGCAAUAAUAUUAUUCUAAUUUACUUUACCCAGAAGCAACAUGGAGUAAAGGCAGCAUUCAGGGAAUGAAUCAUAACAUACAGAAGUAAAACAUUUACACACACGGCACUAAUUUGGAUCUAUUUCAGCAGACACCCUCCAUUGCCAGGCUGAGCCGUAUAUAAAGUUCCAUUAGGAAAAUCUAAGUUCAGAAGUGGGAAAUAAGACUUGUUCUUUUUGCUGAUAGCUUAUUUUUUAAGUAUUUGUGUUGAACGCUUUGGUGUGUAUGUAUGUCCUUAGAACCACCAGGACUCUUUGUCUUAAGUACACAUCUGUGAGUUUUUUAUUCUAGCGAAAUUAAUUCAAUGAUAUUUUUAAAGAGGGUGUUAAUAUUGAUGAAGAAAAUUAUGCUGUGAUUUCAUUGUAGAAAUUUCAAAACAUUUUUCUGGAACGUGAACUUUUAAUAAUGUUAGUCUAAGAUCUCUGGUGAACUAAGUAACAUGCAGAGUUUGGUUGGAGAUAAGGAUCUGAUUUUAAAAAGAACGCAACUUCACAGCAAGGGAAAGAUGAACAUUACAGUGUUUAAAUCAGUAUUAGCAGAGCUAUAGAUACACUGAACUCUUAUUUGGGGAUCCAAGGAGUACGUCAGCUGGAGUUUUUAACUUUAUCUCCACUAGUCCUCAGGCCAGUGCACGGUGACCUCGGGAAUAAAGGCCAUUACUGGCUGGCCUCUAGCAUCCUGGCGUAUUACUAUACAUAUCACAAUAAUUAUUAUUUACUCAAUGAUGCUCCAGUGUCUCGAGGUACUGAAUAGGGCUCAUUAAAUAACAAUCCUAUUAUUGGAGAGUAUCACAGGCCUUGGGAAAAUAUAGUCUCACAAUUAUAUGAAGUUAGUAAAAGUAUUUAAAAGGAAAGUAAAGACUUAAAUACAUUUUUCUUUCUGGAAAUGAGCCCUUAUUACACGGAAAAUAUUAGGAAUUAAGGGAAAUUAAAAAGCAUAAAAUAAUGUGUCUUAUUUAUCACCUAUUUAAGCAGACCCAAAUUUGCUAAUAAUUUAUGUUCCAAAAGUUGUAAAUUAAUUAGAAUUCAAAAAAUUUUUUCUGUGUAUGUGUGUAAACACACACACACACACACACAUAGAACCAGUGGAGGAGAAUGUGAACAAUCUGAAUAAAAGCUCCAUGGGAAUUCCUUGUACUAUUCCUUCAACCUUUCCAUAAGUUUGAUAUUUUAUCCAAAUAAAAAGUUACCAAAAAUGUAUUUU
Messenger RNA from Physeter macrocephalus (sperm whale), 5680 nucleotides. RefSeq names its product guanylate cyclase 1 soluble subunit alpha 1 (gene GUCY1A1). The coding region runs from base 1271 to 3610 and encodes 779 amino acids. The record is from RefSeq and is a predicted model, not a curated record. The transcript has 9 exons. Gene Ontology annotation, cellular component: guanylate cyclase complex, soluble. Gene Ontology annotation, molecular function: guanylate cyclase activity; heme binding. Gene Ontology annotation, biological process: cGMP biosynthetic process; response to oxygen levels. Lineage: Eukaryota; Metazoa; Chordata; Mammalia; Artiodactyla; Physeteridae.